CGAUGUCUGGAAGAGGAAAGGGAGGAAAAGGACUCGGUAAAGGAGGUGCUAAGCGGCAUCGCAAAGUUCUCCGUGAUAACAUCCAGGGAAUCACUAAGCCCGCUAUCCGCCGUCUGGCUCGUCGCGGUGGCGUCAAGCGGAUCUCCGGUCUCAUCUACGAGGAGACUCGCGGGGUGUUGAAGGUUUUCCUGGAGAAUGUCAUCCGUGAUGCCGUCACCUACACCGAGCACGCUAAGAGGAAGACUGUGACCGCCAUGGAUGUGGUCUACGCUCUCAAGAGACAGGGACGCACUCUCUACGGCUUCGGAGGUUACGAAACGAUGGCAGAAGAAGCUCCAGCAGCUCCAGCUCCGGCCAAAGCGGCCAAGAAGAAGGCAACCAAGCCCAAGAGCGGACCCAGCGUGGGCGAGCUCAUCGUCAAAGCCGUGGCCGCGUCUAAGGAGCGGGGCGGAGUGUCCCUGGCCGCCCUCAAGAAGGCUCUGGCUGCCGGAGGCUACGAUGUGGACAAGAACAAGGGCCGAGUUAAGGUAGCCAUUAAAGCCUUGUUGGCUAAGGGGACCUUGGUCCACACCAAGGGGACCGGGGCCUCUGGUUCCUUCAAGAUGAGCAAGAAGGCUGCAGAGCCCAAGAAGGCGAAGAAGCCGGCGAAGAAAGCCGCUGUUAAAGCCAAGAAGCCCGCAGCAAAGAAACCCGCAGCGGCCAAGAAGCCCAAGAAAGCAGCAGCUAAGAAGCCAGCAGCCGCUAAGAAGUCCCCGAAGAAGGCCAAGAAACCCAAAGCAGCGCCUAAGAAAGCGGCUAAGAGCCCUAAAAAGGCCGCAAAGAGUCCCAAGAAGGCAGCGCCCAAAAAGGCCGCCGCUGCCAAGAAAGCCCCGGCAAAGAAGGUCGCCAAGCCCAAAGCCAAGAAAGCAGCACCCAAGAAGAACACAUUUUUCUCCCUAUCAGAGAAACAUACAAUGGCAAGAACCAAGCAGACCGCUCGUAAAUCCACCGGAGGCAAAGCCCCCAGGAAGCAACUGGCCACCAAGGCUGCCCGCAAGAGCGCCCCGGCCACCGGCGGCGUCAAGAAGCCUCACCGUUACAGGCCCGGGACCGUGGCUCUGCGCGAGAUCCGACGCUACCAGAAGUCCACCGAGCUGCUCAUCCGCAAGCUGCCCUUCCAGCGCCUGGUCCGAGAGAUCGCUCAGGACUUCAAGACCGACCUGCGCUUCCAGAGCUCCGCCGUCAUGGCUCUGCAGGAGGCCAGCGAGGCUUACCUGGUGGGACUCUUCGAGGACACCAACCUGUGCGCCAUCCACGCCAAGAGAGUCACCAUCAUGCCUAAAGACAUCCAGCUGGCCCGCCGCAUCCGCGGAGAGAGAGCUUAA
Molecule: messenger RNA, 1364 nt
Organism: Cheilinus undulatus (humphead wrasse)
Lineage: Eukaryota; Metazoa; Chordata; Actinopteri; Labriformes; Labridae
Product: histone H1.8-like
Exons: 3
Coding region: 3-1364 (453 amino acids)
Biological process (GO): nucleosome assembly
Cellular component (GO): nucleosome
Molecular function (GO): DNA binding; structural constituent of chromatin; protein heterodimerization activity
Source: RefSeq, a predicted model, not a curated record